GGGAGGCAGGACAGGAUGAAACCGCAGAGCCUCAGGACGAGCCCCUUUGGGUCCCCAGGAAGGAGCUCCUGCCCCAGCAGGACCCAGAUUGCCUGAAAACAGAGGAGACCUGGGAGUGGUCAGCUCAUGAAGGCUCCUCAGGCUGGUGCCCCAGAGCAGCCCCUUGUCCAGGAGCAGCAGGUGCAGGGACCCCGAGCAGAGCAGAGAUGAAGCUUCGUGAGAAAGGGCCUGUGAACAUGAAGCUACAAGAGAUUCCCACAGGGGGACUGGUGGAGAUGGGCUUUCUGACACCUGUGCCAGGCCAACUGGACAAUGGGCAGGGCAGGCCUCCAAAGCAGGGGGAGCGUACGGAGCUCUGGGAGGCCUUUGAGGACGUGGCUGUGUACUUCACCCAGAAGGAGUGGGAGCUGCUGGGAGAUGAAGACAAGGAGCUUUACCAGGACCAGAUGCUGAGGAAUUACCAAGCCCUACUUUCCCUGGGAUAUCAAGGUCCGACACCUGGCUUAAUCUGCCGCAUCGAGCGAGGAGAGGUGGAGCUCUGGGUUUGUGAUGAUGAGGACCAUGGCGACAGCUCAAGAGCUGAAGACCUCUUGCCAGAUUCCUGUGACUUGGAGGAUACCUGGGACUUAUCAGCAGAGGAAAGCUCCACAGGCUCAUUGCCUGCAUCAGACCUUUGCCUGGAAGCAGGAGCUGGCUUGAUGCUGAACAGAGCUGACAAGAGACCUGCAGAGGAAGGGCCUUCAGAUCUGGAGUCAUGGCAGACUUCCCCAAGUAGAUCAGGAGGGAGGGUCCCUCCAAGUCCCAAGAAGGACAAUUUGCAUAAGAGGCCCAGCAGGUCCCAAAACCAGAUGGAGAAUGUGAUGAAAAAAGUACCGACUCUUGUUGGGUAUGAGAGUGGAGCCGAGGCAAAGCCCAAAAAGAGCCACGGUUACAGGGAAGAAUUUGAUAAGCUGAAAAAUAGGAAGAAUCCCAAGGGAAAGAUUCGCCCAGGGGAGAGAUUUCAUCCAGGGAAGAAGCCACCGCAGUGCUCCGAGUGUGGGAAGCACUUCACCCUUUCCGCAAGCCUGGCUGAGCACCAGCGCAUCCACACGGGGGAGAAGCCAUAUGGGUGCUCUGAAUGUGGGAAACACUUCACACACUCCUCGAGCCUGGUCCACCAUCAGCGCAUCCACACAGGGGAAAAGCCACAUCGCUGCCCUGAGUGUGGGAAGAGCUUCACCCAAGUCUCCCACUUAGCCCGGCAUCAACAAAUCCACACAGGGGAGAAGCCACAUCACUGCCCUGAGUGUGGAAAGAGCUUCAUCCUCUCCUCCCAUCUGGUCCGGCACAAGCGCAUCCACACGGGGGAGAAGCCAUAUCAGUGCCCUGAGUGUGGGAAGAGCUUCACCCAAGCCUCCCACCUGGCCCGGCACCAGCACAUCCACACAGGGGAGAAGCCAUAUCAGUGCCUUGAGUGUGGGAAGAGCUUCACUCGCUCCUCCCACCUGGCCCAGCACCAGCAGGCCAACAGGGGGGAAAACCCACAUCAGUGCCCUGAGUGUGGAAAGAGCUUCAUCGGGUCCUCCCAGCUGGUCCAACACCAGCGCAUCCACACAGGGGAAAAGCCAUAUCAGUGCCCUGAGUGUGGAAAGAGCUUUACCCUCUCCUUUCACUUGACCCGGCACCAGCGCAUCCACACAGGGGAGAAGCCAUAUCAGUGCUCUGAGUGUGGGAAGAGUUUCACUGAAUCCUCCCGCCUGGUGCAGCACCAGCGCAUGCACACAGGAGAAAAGCCACAUCAGUGUCCUGAGUGUGGAAAGAGCUUCCUCUGGGCCUCCCAGCUGGCCCGACACCAGCGCAUCCACAAGGGGAAGAAGCCACAUUAGUGCUCACAGUGUGGGCAAAACUUCAGUCUCUCCUCCCAGCUGGAAAAGCACCAGUGCACACACACCCAGGAGCAUCCAUAAAUCUGCCAGCAGUGCAGGAUGGACUUGGGGAUGUCUGUGUGUUUUGCACCCACCAGUGGUUGCAUUCAGGCAGGCAGCUUCAUCUCAGUAAGAGUGCAGGAAGAGUUCACCCUGCCCUCAGCCAGUUAUAGCACGAAAAAGCUCAAAGGAUCUUGAUGCUGAGAUGCAAAGUUUGAUUUUGGGGAGUUGCUGUGAAGAACUACCUCAGGCAGAAGCUAGUUCAGAUGUUGGAGGAACCUCUGAGGUGAUGAUCUUCACAUCAGCCCUGGACCCAUGACAUUCCCCAUCAUUCUCUGCAUGCACUCAGUAGUCCUAGGGGAGAAGUGCACUGGCAGUAGGGUGCCCUCCCAAGACAACUGACUCUAGAUGAUGCUCAGGGACUGUCUUGUGCUUCUUCCAAACUUUGUUCUCCCUGCUGGUCCCAGGGUCCUGGUACGUGGGGUGCUUGAGUUGUAGGGAGGAGAACAUUAAUGGUUUGCAAAGCAUUCCCUGCUCUGUGCGCUGACCUCACCUUUCCUCACCAACACAUAGUUUCAUAGUAGUUAGGGGUCAGGAUGAACAGAUCAUCUAGCCUGACCCCCUGCCAAA
This is a messenger RNA of Alligator sinensis (Chinese alligator), 2534 nucleotides long. RefSeq names its product zinc finger protein 34-like. Lineage: Eukaryota; Metazoa; Chordata; Crocodylia; Alligatoridae. Gene Ontology annotation, molecular function: RNA polymerase II cis-regulatory region sequence-specific DNA binding; DNA-binding transcription factor activity, RNA polymerase II-specific. Gene Ontology annotation, biological process: regulation of transcription by RNA polymerase II. Bases 207 to 1865 code for a protein of 552 amino acids. The record is from RefSeq and is a predicted model, not a curated record. The transcript is spliced from 7 exons.